AACAACACACCUUCCCUCUGCAGCAAACAGCAUUAAUCACACUGCAUAGUCAGACAUCAGUAGGAAUUUUCUGGUUGUGUUACUCCUUUGAAGUUGCUGAGGAUGAGGGCGUUGAUCUUCUCUCUGGUUUUACUGGCGUCUCCGGGGGCCUUUCAUUGUGCCCCUGAUACUGCCCCACCUCCGAUAUCAGCCAACACUCUCAAACGCCUGUCUCUGGAAGGGGAGAAGCUGGUGGAUCAGGAGGUCAGCAAAGCACUGUUUGGGAUCAAACAAAUGAAGGAGGUGAUGGCCAGGAACGAAGAGAAACAUGCAAACCUCAUGAAGUCCCUCAGGCACAGCGGGGAGAAGAAAAAGGGUGCAGCAGAGACCGCACAGGAUAUAGAAAAGAAGCUGAACGAAGCCGAGCAGCAAUGUAAGGAGUCUCUAAAGUCCUCCUGGGAGGAAUGUCGACCUUGUCUUGAAGACACCUGUAAGAACUUCUAUACCAACACCUGCCGCCGUAGAUUCGCCACCUUCACCAAUAAACUACAGAACUUCUUCCAAAGGCUGAGCUCUCGCUUUGGCCCUCGUGAUACUCAGGAUGAGGUUGUGCUGAACCAGAGCGCAGAGAAUCCUGACCUGGAGGUGGUGAGGAUCGAGGACUCCUUCAGCAACCUGCUCACCGAAGUGGGAAGCCUGGUCAAUCGCAGUGUCGUGCUGGUCUCCCACUUCCACCAUGAGCUGGACCAGGCCCUACGAAGGGCUUUCAGCCCUGAGCUUCAGGAGGAUAAAGAGAGCGAGCUGGUGCUGAAGCCUUCCAACAAAGCUCUGGAGGGUGUGGGACUAGAAGAUGUGCUGGAGUCCUUCUUUGACUUUGGCAGAAGUGUGUUGGAGGAGUUUGGGGCCGUAGUCACACAAGCCUUCAGUGACAUUCAUGAUGCUAUGGAGAAGACCGAGGAGGAGAAAGAGAGGAAACUCUUCCCUCAGCUUCUACAGGACAAGAGGCUGUGCAAAGAUCUGCGCAGACAGUCCUCAGAGUGCUGGCAGCUGCAGAGCAAGUGUGAGGCCUGCCAGGGAAACUUGUUUACCGAAUGCCCAAAUGUAAGAGAACUACACAUCGAGUUGGAUGAAGCCUCUCAGCUGUUGGAAGCGUCCAAGCAGCAGUAUGAAGAGGUGCUGGGCAUUGUGCAACGUCACACUGAUGACACCAUCAGCUGGCUCAGCAACAUGGCCUCUGACUUUGGUUGGGUGACUGAGCUCGCCAAUAACAACACCACACCUGAGAGCAUCUUCAGUAUUGCCACGUUUGUGGCACAGACCGAGGAGGGCGACAACACCCCAGCAGCAGACACUACAGUGGAAGUGAAUAUUCUCAACUCCCCCACUCUCACCCUGACCGUUCCUGUGGGUCUCAGGCUGCAGGAUCCUGCCUUCAUCCAGUAUGUGGCACAGGAGGCUCUGGGCAUGUACAAGCAGAUGGCCAGGCAUGAUGAUGUAUAAUCUACAAGUCAUCAGUUUUCUUCCCAGCACUAACCAGGGUACACUGGUACCAUUCUAUAUUCUAUGUAUUUAGUUAUAUUUUAUGCAUUGUGUUAAGUUUAAGAGUCAAGUCACUGCAAUUAUUGUUAUUUAUUUAUGGUCUUAUCAUGUGACAGGUUCCAGUUAGCUGCAUUUGUAACUUGUCUUGUGUUAACUGACUUAAACAUCAGUAUGUCAGAAAUGUACUUAAAGUAUAUUAGAAAUAUAUAUCAAUGUGUGAUUGUAAACGGGUAUAACAAUCACUCCUUAAAAAUAAUUAACUUUUAGUGCAAAACCAUUUCUCGUUUAUUAC
Messenger RNA from Sinocyclocheilus rhinocerous, 1810 nucleotides. Its product is annotated as clusterin-like protein 1. The coding region runs from base 103 to 1479 and encodes 458 amino acids. Gene Ontology annotation, molecular function: misfolded protein binding. The record is from RefSeq and is a predicted model, not a curated record. Gene Ontology annotation, cellular component: nucleus. The transcript has 10 exons. NCBI's taxonomy places the organism in Eukaryota, Metazoa, Chordata, Actinopteri, Cypriniformes, Cyprinidae.